Phaedon cochleariae (mustard beetle) is the source of this 607-nucleotide messenger RNA. The record is from the annotation of a GenBank genome assembly. Lineage: Eukaryota; Metazoa; Arthropoda; Insecta; Coleoptera; Chrysomelidae.
CGGCAGAUCAAACAAGCGUAAACGUGAUAUAGAGGCCCAACUGAUAGAGUAUAUGAAAGCUCCAAUUCCGUCUCCAACUGUAACUGCACCUCCAGAAAUCAAUCCGGAUAGAAGUUUUUUUGAAAGCCUUCUUCCAUCCGUGAGUGCUUUCACUGAAGACCAGAAGCUGGAGUUUCGUUGUGAAGUGCUGAACACCAUAAAGCGUUUAAGAAUGUCUCAACACAGUACACAAUUUAUCCCGCAAUGUAAUGUGCGUCAACAGGAAAGGUACACUGGAUAUGCAGCAACCAUUUCCACAUAUCAAUCACAGCCUCAUCAACUAACUCCAUCCCGACAACAUGUUCCUCGACUAACUGAACUCCGACCAUUCUCCUUUUCGACACCUCAUGUAGCAUCUGCUACAUUGUCUCAACCCUCUCCUACAUGGUCUCAACCCUCUCCUGCAUGGUCUGGACCCUCUCCUACAUGGUCUCAGACCUCUACGGCAUUGUCUCAGCCCUAUACCAGUGGUCUAAUUACACAACCAAUCUCUCCAUCAGAUGGUUCCGUAAGCCUGGACGUUGACCGUGAAGAAGAAAGUAUUGAACUGUACUGCGGCAGCGGGUAG